UCCUCUUUCUCCUUUCGUUUGGGGAAGUGUAGAGACGGCUGUAAGUGAAUCCCUUCUCCCAGCAGUCUGGGAGGAUGAGGCGGUUUCAGGUGCUGAAGAGCUUCCCUUUCUUCACGUCACAGGGAGCCAACGCCCAAGAUGGAGAGACCCGUUUACUCAUACCAAAGGGAGAAACAAGCGAAGCUUCGGCAGCCACAGCAUACCAGGGCACUGACUCCGAGCAGCAGCCCAGCGAUGUCGAAAAGUCCUCGGCCCCAGGUGCCACCAGCACCCCGUCCCUCUUCCGACGGACCGACACCCUGACAGACUACAUCCUGAAGAUCGUGCUGCUGACCUGCAACAUCCUGUUCACGGCCCUGGGCCUGGCGCUGCUGGGGCUGGGCAUAUGGGGGCUCGUCAACAAGGAGUCGUUUGCCCAGGAGCGCAUCGGGCAGCUGGGCACGGACCCCAUGCUGGUGUUCCUGCUCCUGGGGCUGCUGCUGUCGCUGCUGUGCCUGACGGGCUGCGUGGGCGCGCUGCGGGAGAACUACUGCCUGCUGCGCAUCUUCUCGGCGCUGGUGCUCACCAUGGUGGCGGCGCAGGUGCUGGCGGCCAUCAUUGCCUACAGUCUACAGGAGCGCAUCGUGGACGUGCUGCGUUCCGGAAUGCUGACCGCCAUGGUGCGUUACCAGGACGACAUAGACAUGAGGUUCAUCACGGACGAGAUUCAGAUGGGACUGCAGUGCUGUGGAGCCGACGACUACCGAGACUGGGAGAUCAACGUGUACUACAACUGCUCGGCGCCCGGGGCUCAGGCGUGUGGCGUCCCUGCCUCCUGCUGCCUGGACCCGCUGGAGAACGGCACCGUGUGGAACUCGCAGUGCGGCGCGGGGGCCCUGCUGCUGGGGGAGUUCACGGCCCAGACCGUGGUGUUCCUCGGGGGCUGCCUGGGAGCCAUGGCCCGCUGGAUCGAGCAGCACAACGGACUCAUCGGUACCGUGGUGGUAGUGGUGCUGGUGGUGGAGCUCGUGGUGCUGUUUGUCAGCACGCGGCUGAUGGAUAAGAUACAGUGGCAGAGGAGGGCAAUGAGCCGGCGGGCUGCACAAGAACAGCCAUCCAAGACAUGAGGGAUACUAAGCCCUGUGUGUGAUAUGGACAACAGAAAUACGCACAUGAAAUGCACACACACGCACACAAACACACACACACACACACACACACACACACACACACAGGCGUGUGCGCACAUUCACACACACACAAACACACACACCUCUUUCUCCUCUCUCUCGCUCUCACACAGACCCCUCUCUCUCUCUUUCUGUCUGUCUCUCUCUCACACACACACACACACACAGGCACUGCACACUCACACGGCGCUCACACACACACACACACACACACACACACACACACACACACACACACACACACACACACACACACACACACACACACACAGCCAUAGUCCUUCCACAGGAUGCAGCUGGGAUCUGUUGAAAAGAUUUGGUAUAUAUUUUUUUUGUUAUCAUUUCAUAAUUCACUAUUCUCGCUUUUAACGUUUGCUUGUCACUGUG
Molecule: messenger RNA, 1556 nt
Organism: Engraulis encrasicolus (European anchovy)
Lineage: Eukaryota; Metazoa; Chordata; Actinopteri; Clupeiformes; Engraulidae
Gene: tspan10
Product: tetraspanin 10
Exons: 4
Coding region: 75-1106 (343 amino acids)
Cellular component (GO): plasma membrane
Source: RefSeq, a predicted model, not a curated record